Messenger RNA from Notodromas monacha, 1127 nucleotides. The record is from the annotation of a GenBank genome assembly. Lineage: Eukaryota; Metazoa; Arthropoda; Ostracoda; Podocopida; Cyprididae.
AGUUUUAUUGUGCGAGUCUCACAUUCCAAAAAACCGAAUUCCGAAUGGCGGACUUCAACGGGCUUAAAAGCAAGAAGGACCGUCAGGCAUCGCCGAUGCUGGUGUUCGGCGGUUGCCUGUCUUUCGUGGCUGGUCUGCUUCUUAUAAUGUCAUUUGCGAGUCCGUAUUGGCUGCAGUCAUGGUCCGACACCAACACAUCAUUCAAAAACAUGGGUCUCUGGGAAUUCUGUUUUGAUGGCUUCCGUUAUCCAAAGUUUCAAUAUGACGAGAAGUUCACCGGUUGCCAUUACGUUUUCAGUGAGAAAUAUCGUAUCAUUCGUGAAUGGUUACUUCCAGAGCUGAAAGUGGUGGAUAUGAAAGAUGACACGGUGUUCAGAGAAAAUGUUGACUUCAGUGAAAUCUUUGAAGAUCGUUGCUCCGAAUACUUUGGGCGAUGGCUGAUGGUUGUUCAAGCGUUCGUUUCGCUUGCUUUGAUACCAUCUUUCGGUGCUCAAAUUCUUCUCAGCCUAGUUGUGACCCGAUUUCCUUUAUUCCUGAUGCGUCAAGAAUGGGCAUUGAUUGGUCUCGCUGCUGCCAUGGAAGCUAUUGUCGCCCCGUGUCUGUUCUUAGCCGUCUCAAUUUUCGGUGGAAUGUGCUACAACCGGUCCUGGCUUUUGUAUCCGAAUUUCAACUUUUUGUCAUGGUCGUAUGCGUUUUGCGUGUUCUCCAUGGCUCUUCACGGCGUGUCUGCGUUGAUCCUCUACGUCGAAAUGAAGCGAUCGAAAGACCGUCACGAUCGCAGCAAGAGUCUCACCGUCCAAAUGCAACCUGGUCCUUCCGGUUCCAGUUACAUCUAAACGCAUAGGCCAUUUGCCUGAAUUUGUUAUCCGAGGGGAUUCCUUGAUUCUAGCGAUUUGUAUAUGGUAUUUUAUUAUUGUCGGAGCAAUCUCGGAGGAAAAGUUUUACUUAUCAGCAGUUUUCAGCGAACAGCAAAUUCAAAACAAAGGCAUGUGAUCUUGAAAGAAUCCGUCCUGUAUUGUUGAUCAUUAAUUUUUUCGCUUGAACGGAGUGAGCGAUUAUGCUUUUUUGGUUAUGUUAUUUCCAAGGGUUGUACAUUUUUUAUGCGAAAAUUAGACUUAUGGAUUUUG